AGUAACCAAACACAUUGCCGCAACUGGUAGGAAGGCCUCGAAUGCGUUUCGGCGCGUCCAGCCGCUCCCAACUUACGAACCACGAUGGGCAGCGAAGCCAGCUAGUUUAUAACGUAUACGAGGAACAGCGCGCCCAUAUAACCCGCAAUUAGCUUUACAGCCAUGUAUUCCGUAGUUCCGUAGGCCCAGCAACCGUUGCUUCUGAGAGAAGGCCUGCUUCACGUUCACACACGCUCCGUAAGCUUGUUCAAAUAUUUCAAGCGGUCGGCGAGUAGCUUGCCACCACAAACGCAACAUCCACACAGCUCGCUUCUGCUGCUCAGCGCUCGCAGCGUUCCGUUGAAGCGUGGCGACUGACCACCCCCAUUCGUGCCUAGGGUAGUGCCAACAGUAAUAGUAUGGCCGACGACCAUAAAUUGGAGAGCAUGCCGCACGCUAUCCAUAUCACACAUAACAAGGUCGGCGCGGAGCCAAGGUCAGGCGCCGUCCCGCACCCCGACCCGGCGCAUCUAUCGAAGCCCAGCCAGCCAUGGCAGCCCUACGAGUGCGCCUAUACUGAGACAACCGUUCCACUGGCGAGGGCGAUGCCCUUCAAGUUCUACAAGUGGCGCUGGAUGGCGCUCAACCCCUUCCACCGCCGCAUUGGCGUGUUCCCGCUGGUCGGGCCCGUCACGUGGGGCGAGCUCAUCGUGCUGCUGGCGGCGCUGGCCGCGGCGGCCGGCUGGGCGGCGGGGCAGUGGGGACAGGUCAGCUCAGGCAACGUGGCGGUAAUGUUCCUCAUCAUCGCCUAUGUGCUGGCCACCCGCAACAAUGCCGUCACCUUCCUGCUGGGGCUGUCGCAUGAGCGGGCCAUCGCCUGGCACGGCAUGGCGGCGGCGGCGGCGGUGGGGCUGGCGCUGUACCACGGACUCAUUGAGCAGCUGAGCUGGGGCGGGAACGAGGACGCUGAGGAGGAUGACCUCGGAUCGUACUUCGUGACUGGCUGGAUCGGCUUUGGGCUGAUGGCGGCGCUGGUGGGGACCUCUGCCAGCCGCGUCCUGCGGCAGUACCUUUGGAACACGUGGCAGAUGCUGCACUGGGUGCUGUUGAUCGCCGUGUUCGUGGUGGUGACCAUCCACAGCGCCGCCGCCGUGCUCAUCGGCGCCGGCGUGUGGGCCUUCGACCUGUUGCUGCGCUGGGUCUACCAGGCCGGCCUUCAGAACCCGCACAUGGUGGAGAUCGUGGCACUGCCGUCCGACGUGGUGCGUGUGUCGUGGGACCCCGCCGACUUCAGCUACGCGGGUGGGCAGUACGUGUUUAUCAAUAUCCCCGGCAUAUCCUGGAUGGAGUUCCACCCCUUCAGUCUCAGCAGCGCCCCCGGCGAGAACCGCGUGCACCUGCACGUGCGCGUGCUGGGCGACUGGACGCGGCGCCUGCACACCCUUGCCAGCAAGGACGUGACUCCCGGCCAACCCAAAAUGGUCAAGGCAUUCAUUGAGGGCCCCUUCGGCUCACCCGCCAUUGAUCUGUACGGCGAGCGCUUUAAGGCCUUCCUGCUGAUCAGCGGCGGCAUUGGCGUGACGCCCGUGCAGUCGUUCUUCAACCACCUCAUGGCGCAGCGCACGCGCGGCCGGCCCGUGCGCCUGGCGCACCUGGUGUGGAGCGUGCGCGACAGGGCGCUCGUCACAAGUGUGCUGGGCUACGACGACGUGUACGCCUCCGAGCACCUGCCCGCCAGCCUGCCGCUGUCCUUCCAGCCCGACCUCAUCUCGCCCAACCAGUACGCAGACGGCCGCAACAUCGGCCCGCAGCCUGACACGCCCUACGCGCCGCCCACCCCCGCCGGCGGCCAGGUGCCCAUGACGCCGCUGGCGCAGUACUCGACCAUGAAGAAGAGCGACAUGGCGCACGCCACCUCCACCACCGCCCUGGUCGACAUGGAGCGCGGCAUUGGCACCAGCAGCAACGGCGGCGCUGCUGCGUCAGGCGCGGGUGACUUCAUUGCGACCGAGUUCUACCUGACACAGGCGCGCACGGAGGCCGCUUCUGCCAAGGCCAACAUCCGGCCGGAGCUGCAGCCGGCGCUGCGCAUGGGCCGCCCCGACCUGCCCAAGCUGUUUGAGGAGACGGCCAAGCGCGCCGAGUUCCUGCAGCUCAAGGACGUGGCUGUCUACGUGUGCGGGCCGUCGGUCAUGGUGGCUGAGGCGGAGAAGCUGGCGGCGGCCAAUUCCACAUGGAGCGGCGUCACGUUCCACGUGCACUCGGAGGUGUUCCAGUUCUAAUCCCCCCAGGUUCUAAAUGCCUCCGGUGCCAGAUGCCUCUGGUGGAUGCAGCACGCACCUCUCCAGGAUUGCGCCGACUGCAUGAGGGUCGUGCAGGACAGCAGGUUUCUCUCGAGAGGAGCAGGGGUGUGCAUGGGCACUUGGGAAGGGCAGUGCUGCAGCUGGGGCUGCUGAAGAAAUGCUUUCACAUUGCCACGAGGAAGCAAGCACCUUCCCGGUCACACCCAGUAGGGAGGUACAUCUGGAGGUACAUGUUGCUCCUGCCAAGGGAUAGCCUGCCAAUGGAAUACUAUCACCACUGAAAGGUAUCCAAAUUCUGGAGCAUUGCUUGACGGGCAAGGGGCAACGACCGGAAUCAUGUGCAUUGGCCAUUGCGCAUGUGGUUUGGGAUGCUACACUUUGCUGGAAUCAAGAGGGCGGGGAGAGCGUGUGAUACAUUCGCUUCCAUUCUGAGAGGCAUGUUGGAAGUAGGGCGGAUCAGCCUUGCCAGACGACUAGGAAUGUGUAGGGAUGGAGUGAGUCACGCGCGCACGCGGUCAAGACAAUGGUAGGGUGCAGGCUGCCAUUCAUAUCAUAUUCGCCCGUUGGUUGAUGCUUUACGCUCGUGAGCAACAACAUUUGUUUGGAUACGCAUUGUCUGGUGUGUGAGGGGUGUGGUGUGUGAGGGGUCGAUGCAUAUCUCAUGACGCAUUUGCAGAUGGCAUCAAGCACAUACUUGGGGUUAGUAAGCGCAUCAAGUGUGCAGUGAGUAGAGUUCCCGUGCUUUCAAUCUACAUAGUACUUGCCAACUUAGCAUUGGUUUACCAUGCGUUCUCCUGCUCUGGAGGACCAUGCACGUUUUGUGUGGCCAUAGCUGUGUUCAGCUUUAAGCGUCCCGUUGAAGGUGAACGUGGUCACGACUUAAGUUGAUGCAUGGGCAUUGGCCUGGCCGUUGCGCCCUAGCGCAAUAGUCUAGCGCGUGUAUGAUAUCCCUGCUGUGGGACAGACGCUCUUGGUUAUAGCUGGACCGGACGCUUGCCUUUAAACGAAGGCACGCAGCAUCCAGAGGCGUGGAUGUUGUAUACAGUAACGCAAUACCGUACACAAUGGCUGGCCUGUAAACCCCGCUGUAAUUUGCGCUGUAAACGUCUUGACCA
Molecule: messenger RNA, 3397 nt
Organism: Chlamydomonas reinhardtii
Lineage: Eukaryota; Viridiplantae; Chlorophyta; Chlorophyceae; Chlamydomonadales; Chlamydomonadaceae
Exons: 11
Coding region: 399-2261 (620 amino acids)
Cellular component (GO): plasma membrane
Molecular function (GO): oxidoreductase activity
Source: RefSeq, a predicted model, not a curated record